This is a messenger RNA of Xyrauchen texanus (razorback sucker), 880 nucleotides long. Its product is annotated as SLAM family member 5-like. The record is from RefSeq and is a predicted model, not a curated record. The transcript has 5 exons. NCBI's taxonomy places the organism in Eukaryota, Metazoa, Chordata, Actinopteri, Cypriniformes, Catostomidae. The coding region runs from base 59 to 880 and encodes 273 amino acids.
UGGUAGGAUUAAAUACCUAGAUCAGGUGAGGCAACAGAGCAAAAGUAAAAGCAUAAAAAUGAUUGCGCUUUGGAAAGUAUUUCAUUUUUUCAUCUGUUUAAAACUAACAAGAUUCGAUGCUGUCAUUUGUGUCACCUAUGUUGAGAGUGGGAAGAGUGUUACCUUAAAUCCAAAUGUAUCUGGAGCAACACUUGAAGACAUAUUAUGGACAUACAAUGGAAAUAAGGCGGCUGAAAAUGAUUUGGUAAAUCUUCAAGAGUACGGUCAAUUCAAAGGAAGAACAGAGAUUCACAUCUCUACUGGACAGCUCACAGUUCAUCAUAUGACCAACAGUGACAGUGGUGUUUAUCAGUCUGUAAUAGAGAUAAAUGGAAAGCUGCUACAUUCUGAACAUGACGUUAAAGUAAUUGAUGCUUUGCCAGAGCCAACAGUGACCUGUGAAGUGAACAAAACUUCAGAUUUAAAAACUCUGCUGUGUUCAGUGGACUCCCAGACACAGCCAAGCUAUGAAUGGAGUGGAUCAAAUUUUAAUGGCCAUCAGGGGUCAAAACUUUCUUUUGAUAAACAGGAAGAGAACCCAGACUCAGUCUAUACCUGCAUUGUGAAGAAUAAGUUGGGCAGCAAGAGCACAGACUUCACUUUGAAAGACUGCCACACAGGGAGAAGAAGAAGAGAAAGAAGGAAACCAGAUAAGAAGAAUAAAAAGGAGGAAGAGUCACCCAAACAGAGGAGCAAGAGCCUUGGAAAUCAGAAAAAUGAAGCUGUGACUAGUGAUGAGGAUGACCAGACAGGAGAGACAAUAGAGGAUGGAAAGGAAGAAGAGAAACAGAAGAAGAAAAUUAUGAAGGGAAAGAGAAACCAAACAGAGUCCAAUCAAUGA